Molecule: messenger RNA, 1650 nt
Organism: Closterium sp. Naga37s-1
Lineage: Eukaryota; Viridiplantae; Streptophyta; Zygnematophyceae; Desmidiales; Closteriaceae
Source: the annotation of a GenBank genome assembly
AUGCAAUGCCCCACACGCCCUCAACCCCCACCGCUCAUCCCCCUCUGUCCGCCCCCACCAGCCAUGGGCCAUGGCAGCUCCUGGUCCUGCUUCUUCGCCCCCAUCGCCUCCCCGCUCUGCUCCCAAGAGGUCGCCCUCGCCCUCUCGGCCAAUCAGCUGCCGCCAUGUAUCGCCCCAGCGGAGGGCUACAGGGCGGCGGCGGCAGCAGCGGAGAGGGUGGUGUGUGUGAACACGUCGUCCCUCAACGACCUCAAGUUCGAAGCCUCUGCUGCCGGGCUGUGGGGCGAGGCAUACGCCAAGGACCCUGAUGUGGUGGAACACCGAGGGGAGGUGCAGCUGGAGGGCACCGAGCACAAGAAGGUAGGUGGGAGAGGGAUCAGAGGCGGCUGCACUCCUGGCCGUUGCAGUAACCUCAUGAGAUUUCAGGGGUAUGACACCCACUCCCACUCCUCUCGUCUCAUUGUCUUCCCUUCUUUUUUGCCCGGUGCGCUGCAGCUACACUGGUGGCGGGCGCAGGCGGUGCGCUUCAUGCUGAGGUGGCCAUCAGCCCAUCUCUGCCACGUCAUCAACCAACAGAGACACACCGCCUACGGCAUGCACGUCGCCAAUCGCAUCGCGCGGCAAGCAGAGCUUCACUCACAGCUGCUGCAGUCACUGCCCCCUCUGCCCCCUCCGAAUGACUCAGACGCUCCCAGUGCCGCCGCCGCUGCUGAGGCCAGGGCCAUGGCUGCAGCAGUUGCAGCCGCAGCAGCAGCAAGGUUUGCUGGUGGAAAUUUCUCCACCGAUUCGACUGCCGCUCCUGCUGCUGCUGCUGCAGGUGCUGGAGGUGGUGGAGGUGCGAGUGGGGCAUCGCUUGUGUGUGAGCCGUACAUGGUGCGGCCCAUCAUGAGCGUGCAUGUGAGGCAGAGCGACAAGCAGGUGGAGAUGGGUGUGUGGUCGUUCGCCGCCCACAUGCUGUUUGCCGCCCGCCUGCAGCGCACCCUCGUGGACCUCAAGCACGUGUGGCUCUCCACUGAAAUGCAGGCGAGUCAGCACGACAAGAUCAAGGCACUGCUGCCCAUGUGCUCUUUGCCGUUCCCAUUCUGCCCAGCGAAGCCACCACCCUGCUCCCAUUCCGCCCACCUGCCCACACCACACUGCACCUCCACACGCAUAACACCCUGCCCCUCCCCCACCCUUCCUGCCACCACCCUGCAGUCGGUGAUCAACAAGGCGGCCACACUCACAAAUGCACGGGUCUGUGAACGUUCCUCUGCGCGGCCAACGGGCAACGGGGGUGGGCCAGAGGGCGCCCUGGGCCACCACGCGUACGCCGCGCGCUGCACGCGCCUGUCCUCACCGAUCCCUCUCCGCCCUCCCCUCCCAACCACCCUACAGUCAGUGAUCAACGAGGCGGCCAUGCCGCUCUAUGCGGGGUGGACCUUCCUCUACGCGGCCAACGGGCGCCUGCCAGAGGGCGCGCUGGACCCGCACGCGUACGACACGCUGCAGUCGCCCGCUGCCAGCCUGGCGAGCUUGCUCAUCGCAGCGCAGUGCGACGUGUUCCUCGGGUCGCUGGGGUCCAACUGGAGUCGCCUCAUCAAUGAGCUCAGAGCGACCAAUGGGCGGCUGUAUAACGGGUUUGUGGCCAUGAACCUGGGCGAGUGGUAA